Molecule: messenger RNA, 1389 nt
Organism: Carica papaya (papaya)
Lineage: Eukaryota; Viridiplantae; Streptophyta; Magnoliopsida; Brassicales; Caricaceae
Source: RefSeq, a predicted model, not a curated record
AUGCAAAAUCAACUCAGAUGCUCCAAUUGCUUCCCAAGAAGCUCUGUGUCUGGCCAUGGAAUUAACAUCAAUAGUCAUGGAUCGAAUCAGCAAAAUGUGGCUCUUAAUGUUGCAAGUAGUAAUGCAGAAACUAUCCAAAGGUUUAUAGGGGAAUCCUCUAAUUCUACAGGGAAUCGGAACUAUUUCAGCGUUCGGCAAUUGCUGAAUAGAGAUGACUAUGAUCAUUUUCAAGGAGCUGGUUCGAGCAAUCUCCCUCAGAAUGUAGACAUGAAUGAAACUCCUGAAGGUAAUGGAGUUGUCCAAAAUCGUGAUUGGGGGAGAGGACUAUCUUUAUGUCCAUUUGAUUCAGGAAACUCAAGAUCUGCCAUAAAUCCUUCUGGCCCACUUGUAAUUUCUUCUGGAAUUUCGGGAUACGUGCUACAAGAAAACGAUGAUAGGCGUAUAUCCUGCAAAAGAAGAGCACCUGAAUAUAUUUUCCAGGAAUUGUUUGCUGGUGGUAAUUCAAGCUCUGGACAGAGCUCUGGAGAUCAUCCUAGUGAACAGCUUGCUUUAAAUGGCUUAGCAUAUCUCAAUCAUGGCAGGUUAAAUUCAACAGGCUCUUGGAAUAAUCACCUUAUGCAAGCUGCAGGAUACUCUCCACAGCUAAACUCAAGCGUGGUACCAGGAAGUACAGUGGUUUUUGGACAAGUACUUAAUGCACAACAAGCUUCAAGUGCGGUAGGGCAAAUGUAUGUUUUCGAAAGAAAUACUCGAUUGAGAAUUGAAAACCAACAAGAUGUUCUUCCUCCUGGUCAAGUUCUUAACGCAAUCUCAGAACCCCAGGUUCCUGCUAAUGCAACUUUAGCAGCACAACUGCCUAUUAUACAGAUCCAAAAUCUUGUACAAAGUCCACAACUUUCUCAAUUGAGUAACGAGGUAACUAGGUUGGAAGGUGUCUUAUCAGCUACCUCUCCUGCAACUCAUGUUACUGAUGGAGGAUCUAGUGAACAUCAUGUUACAAAUGCAAAUGUUCCUAGCAACAUUGCUUCGUCUUCCCAAAAUGUUUCUGGUCCAAGUGUUGAGGUACCACCUGCUCCAAAUAACUCACCUUCAGGUGCUCCUGCUGUUGCAGUUCAGGAGCUGCUUGAGCUUGAAGCUCAAAUUGGCUACGUCAACAAUGGUUUAGCUGAGCCAAUAAUUCUUGACAACCUGGGCCUGAGGACAUAUCACUCUACUCCAUCUGAACCUGAAGCAUGCUGCAUCUGUCAGGACGACUAUGAGGAAGGAGAUGAAGUUGGGAAACUGGACUGUGAGCAUGAGUUUCAUUUCAACUGCAUCACAAAGUGGCUGGUGAUAAAGAACACCUGCCCUAUCUGCAAGGAAAAGGGUUUGGAUGUUGCUGCUCACUAA